Molecule: messenger RNA, 1122 nt
Organism: Pyrus x bretschneideri (Chinese white pear)
Lineage: Eukaryota; Viridiplantae; Streptophyta; Magnoliopsida; Rosales; Rosaceae
Product: chaperone protein dnaJ C76, chloroplastic
Exons: 6
Coding region: 92-1006 (304 amino acids)
Source: RefSeq, a predicted model, not a curated record
UGGUUAAGAAAAUAUCUGUCAGAAUUUUUACUUACAUUUUCAUUGAAAAUAUUAGAAAUUGGAGACUCAGGUUACAAUCGGAAAAUCCAACAUGGCUGUCUGGGCAGUCUCCUCCGUUUCCAGAUUUCCAGUACCAAAAGCUUUCCAAGUUCAUGAGAACAAGAAGCCCAUCUGGAGCAGAAUCCGAUGUAAGAAAGAGGGAGCAGAGGAAAUGGCAACGGGAAAGAAGUACAAUUACUAUGAAUUGCUUGGUGUUUCUGCUGAUUCAAAUCCGAAGAAAAUCAGACAAGCUUAUAGGAAAUUGCAGAAGAAAUAUCACCCAGAUGUUGCAGGCCAAGAGGGCCACGAGUAUACGCUAAAGUUGAAUGAAGCGUAUAAAGUUCUGAUGAGAGAGAAUCUGAGGAAGGAAUACGAUGCAUCCAUUGGUAAAGUCAGAGUAGCUGGAUUCAGAGCAGGAAACACACCAUCGUCAAGCUUGGGUUCUUCAUGGAAUGGACCUUUCAGACCCCAAGCUCUAUUUGUUGACGAAAAUGCCUGCAUAGGUUGCAGAGAAUGUGUACACCAUGCAAGUAGCACCUUCAUGUUCGAUGAUGCCCUCGGUUGUGCUAGGGUUAAAGUUCAAUAUGGCGACGAUGAACAAAAGAUUGAGGUAUCAGUAGAUUCGUGUCCUGUGAACUGCAUUCAUUGGGUGGAGAAGGAAGAGCUGCCGGUGCUCGAGUUCCUGAGUCAGCCUCAGCCGACGGAAGGGUAUGGCAUAUUCGGAGGAGGGUGGGAAAGACCUGCAAAUGUUUUCAUGGCUGCUAAAUCUUACAAUAAACAACAACAAAGAUGGCAGGAGGAAGCCGAAAACGAAAACAAUCAAAGAAAAUCGCGUGCGACUGCUGAAGAAGAAACCCCUGCGCAAGCCAAGGCUCGGGAGGACGCGAGCAGGAAGAUAAACAUGGAAGGGUUCUCAAGAUUCUGGCAAUGGCAAAACAAGCCUUUCUGGGGCAAAAAGGGGGAAUAAGAAGCAACCAUUUUAUACGUACAAUUAGCAGCUAGUGAACAUUUGUGCAUAUAUAUUGUAUAUACAUCAUAGAAUUCAUCAUAUUCACUGGUAAUAGCAGCUACACAGUUUUCUUC